This is a messenger RNA of Mauremys reevesii (Reeves's turtle), 3127 nucleotides long. It is a transcript of the gene PIP4K2C, whose product is annotated as phosphatidylinositol-5-phosphate 4-kinase type 2 gamma. Gene Ontology annotation, molecular function: phosphatidylinositol kinase activity. The transcript has 10 exons. The coding region runs from base 49 to 1257 and encodes 402 amino acids. The record is from RefSeq and is a predicted model, not a curated record. NCBI's taxonomy places the organism in Eukaryota, Metazoa, Chordata, Testudines, Geoemydidae. Gene Ontology annotation, biological process: phosphatidylinositol metabolic process.
CGCCGGGGACAGAAGGCGGAAGCGCGGCCGCGCGGGCCGAGCAGGGACAUGGCCGCCUCCGCCGGGCCCGCCGCGCCGCGCACCAAGACCAAGCGGAAGCGCUUCGUGCCCCAGCGCGUCAAGGUGCCGCGGGCGGCGGAACCGCUGCUGGGCGUGUUGUGCUGGGGCGGCCCGCACCAGCUGAGGAUCAAUGAGCUCAGCCAGGUUCCCCUGCCGGUGAUGCUGCUACCCGAUGACUUUAAAGCCAACUCUAAAAUCAAAGUGAACAAUCAUCUCUUCAACAGGGAGAACCUGCCCAGCCACUUCAAGUUCAAGGAGUACUGCCCGCAGGUCUUCCGCAACCUCCGCGAGCGCUUCGGGAUUGACGACCAGGACUACCAGGUCUCCCUGACGCGCAGCCCGCCCCACUACGAAGGUGAGGGGAGCGACCGACGUUUCCUCACCUCCUACGACCGGACGCUGGUGAUCAAGGAGAUCUCCAGCGAAGACGUGGCUGACGUGCACAGCCUCCUUUCGCACUACCACCAGUACGUGGUGAAGUGUCACGGGGUCACCCUGCUGCCCCAGUUCCUGGGGAUGUACCGGCUCAGCGUGGACAGCGAGGAGACCUACAUGCUGGUCAUGAGGAACGUGUUCAGCCACCGGCUCGCCGUGCACAGGAAAUACGACCUCAAGGGCUCCCUGGUGUCCCGAGAAGCCAGCGACAAGGAGAAGGGCAAGGAGCUGCCCACGCUGAAGGACAUGGACUUCCUGCACAUGAGCCAGAAGCUGUACGUGGACGAGGGGCAGAAGGGCGACUUCAUGGAGAAGCUGAAGAGGGACGUGGAGUUCCUGGUCCAGCUGAAGAUCAUGGAUUACAGCCUGCUGCUGGGCAUCCAUGACGUGCUCCGGGCCGAGCAGGAGGAGGACGAGGAUCUGAAGGAGGAGGAAGAGGAGGGGGAAGACGUCAUGGCGGUGGGCUCCUACGGGACAUCCCCCGAGGGGAUCGGCGGCUACCUGAACUCCUACAAGCCGCUGGGCCCGGGGGAGUUCGACCCCUACGUCGACGUGUAUGCCAUCAAGAGUGCGGAAGGCGGGCCCCAGCCGGAGGUGUAUUUCAUGGGCCUCAUCGACAUCCUCACGCAGUACGACGCCAAGAAGAAGGCCGCGCAUGCCGCCAAGACCGUCAAGCACGGGGCCGGCGCGGAGAUCUCGACCGUCCACCCCGAGCAGUACGCCAAGCGCUUCCUGGACUUUGUCACCAACGUCUUCGCUUAGUCGUUACCCGCCAGGAGAGGCCCCCUCUCCCUCCCCCCCCCCGUCUCGUCUUGUCGGAGCUGAAGAUCAAAGGUGUCCCCUGCCCCCCACCCCUUGGUCUUCGUGCCCCCCGCUGUUGGCUGGCCCGAGAGCUCCAGAGAAGCCCGGUGGCCGAGUGGGCCGGGCGGGCUCGGUUGCUAACCAAGUGCCUUAUCUUUACCUGCCCUCGCUCGAGCGGGGGGUGGAUCCUCUGGCUGGGGGGGGCGGGCUGCUAGCUGAGGGGCCCUGUCAGCUCAGCCCAUCUCUAGGGCUGGGGUCUGCAACCGGCCCUGUCCACAGGGCGGAGGGGGGCAGCCCAGGCCCUGCAAUAUGCAAUAAAAGAUUCGACCCGUUGGUGCCUUAGAGGGGGCAGAUGGUUCCUCCCUAGCAACAGUGACCCCCCCCCCCCCGCUUUCCCCAGUCUGGGGCUGGCAGCGGAUCCCCUCUCCUGCCCGCCCCCUGUGUGCAUUCCGCACUGGUCCCCCCGCCACGCUCCCCAGAACGGAGACGGUUCUCUUGGCCUGUCCCACGGUGUAAUUUAUUCCUAGGUGAAAUCUCCUGGCUGGGGUCGCGGGGGAAGUUAACACUAGUUUGCAUUGGGGUCCCAGCCCCCCACUCUGCAGCCUCUCCCCACACACUACGUCCCCGGGGCCAUGGCUGCUGCUGGCUCCCCCGGUGCCUGCCCCCAGCCUCACCCGAACGAGCCGCGUUAGGUGCCGGAGCCUGGGUUCGAGCCAGGGCCACCGGUGCUCGUGUCUCUAGGCCGCUGUGGCCUGAAACUGCUCCUCAGCCCUGUGUGCCAGAGGGGAGCGACUGGGCGCAGAGCUCCCUGCCCCCGGCUGUGAGUACUCUGAGCCCCCCCCAAUUCAUUUCAGCAGCACCUUCCUCCUGGCAUGGGGCAGCUGGCGCGUGCAGUUCCACCCUUCCUCCAGCAGGAGGCGCUCGCAGCGCUGCCCGUGGGUUCCCCUGCACGCAGCAGGGCAAGGCUCGUGCUAGAUUCAGCUUUGCCUGCCCAGGGUCUCAGCGGUCCCAUGGAGGGGGCAUAGCGUCGCUGCUGCUGCCAUUCUUCCCUGGCACCUGCUGGCCACGGGUUGGGCUUUCCCCGGCUGGGGAGCUGCUUCUGCCCUUGGCCUGAGCCCUCCUCAGCCCUGGCUGGGCUCGUGCGGUGAGCUGACAGCUGGCCCGGGCCGGGGCAGGAUAUGGAUGGGAAGUAGCAGAGCCUUACCGGCCUGGUCCCCUCUCCCCGGGCCUGGUCUGCAAUCCGUUAUCCCCACUGCUGCCUGGGGGGGGGCACGGUGGAACAGGUCAAAGAGGUGCUCUGACCUCGCCCACGGGGCGCCCGUCAGCUGCGCUGGCCAGGCUGGCCGAAAUGCCUGCUCCCCUACUCGUAGGGGGCAGGGGGUCUGGAGGGGCAGGGGGUCCCAAGCAGGAGGCUGGGGCCCGAGGCCCCAGAGGCGGUUCCCUGCCCUCCAGCGAUCCCCCUGUGUGCAAUAACGCUCCGUCUGCCAGCCUGGCUGCAGGUUAGUCUGUUGCACCUUCUAUUUUUGUAAACUCUGGUGUAUUUCCGUUCCCUGUGUCUGGAUAGAAAUAAAUUAUUGACUGACAGCAGCCUGGCUCUGGGUUCUUGGCCCUGGUGAGGGGCCGGCGAAGGGAAGGAGAUAUGGGGUGGGGCAGUGCCCGCCCUGCCCCUACUGGCUUGUGAACUUUGCCAUCCAUGCUUGGGGCAAUGCCAGAGCCAGGGGUGAGGCUGCAGUGCCCCCAGCCUGGUGCUAGGAGGGCAGGAACGGGGAGGGGUAGCGCCUUCCUAACCCCACAGCCUGCGCAUGAGCUGGGGGGUGACAGAUGAGCCUCG